Messenger RNA from Suillus clintonianus, 2312 nucleotides. RefSeq lists its product as uncharacterized. The record is from RefSeq and is a predicted model, not a curated record. Bases 65 to 2188 code for a protein of 707 amino acids. Lineage: Eukaryota; Fungi; Basidiomycota; Agaricomycetes; Boletales; Suillaceae. The transcript is spliced from 7 exons.
GUGUUCACCGUGACAUACCCAACUGACUCAGCUAUUAGCAGGCGUAUCAUCAAGUCGACGACAUAUGUCAUUUCCAAAAGGUUCACGUUUUGCGCCAGAGAAAAUUUCCGACGUUCCGGGGCCAAACACCAUCCCAGAAGAUCCCUACAAACGAGGUGCAUUUCUGGAGAAAACUGAUCGUUUCUCAAAGGAAAAGGUGUCCGAUGUCCCAGGACCAGGGACGUACAAUUCUGCGCCGAAAGCUGCACUCAAAUUAUCCGCCGCUAAACAUGCAAGCGACGAUCGGUAUGCGAUAUUAUUGAAGAAAAUAGAAGAGUUGGAAAAAGUACACGCUGAUGGUAAGAAAACGCACCAAACCGAAAUUGAGCGCUAUAAAUUUGAAGUCGCCCGUCUUUCAAAGACUCACUUGGAGCAAGGGGAGAGAUUGGACAAACUCAAGAAACAUAACGAGCUGCUUGAAUCACGAAUACAGGAGUACAAGAAGAGCAAUAUCACCGACCAAAGCGAGCUGAAGGAGCUACGUGUCAAACUUCGCAUGUCAGAACAUGAGCGCACACAGCUCGCCAGUAAACAGGGGGAGAGCAGCGAGGCGAAGAAAGCACUACAGAGUCUCGAGGCAAGGAGGAAAGACGAAGUACGGGAACGUGACAGAAAGAUCGCAGAAUUAGAAAAGGCUGUAUCUGCAGAGAAGAAGAAGAAGGAAUCGUUGGAAAGCUGCGUCAGCGAGGUGAAAGGAAAGGCGGAUGAUGAAGCUCGGAAAUCACGCGACAUGAUGAAGAUCAUCCAAGAAAAGCUUGACGCGGCUAACAAGGACUCCCAAGAUGCAUGCCGAGAGCUCACAUCUCUGCGAGGGCAAGCCGAGAACCAAGAUAUCGAUUUUGCAGCCCGACUGGACCAAUACCGUUCCGUCCUUUCUCGCGUCGCGGAGGAGUAUGGCCGCUUGGCUACGACAACCGUUGCUGCAUCUAACCACGCCACACUCGUGAAGGACCAUACUUCAAUUCAAUUACGUUCAUUCCGAUUGGAACGAAAGCUGGCAAACUCGGAAGGCCAAGUCGUUGAACUCGCAAACCUUAUCCGCCACACCCAGGAAGAAAAUGCGCUCUUGCGUCAAGAAUUGCACGACAUUCAUGAAGAGGCAACUUUCCAUUCACAAACCUUGCAGGAGUACCGAGCUGCCCUCGAAGGCUGCUCCCAUUGCACUGAGCUUCAUGAAUUCCAUUGUCUGGAGGGAGACAUCCACCAGAGCGAAAGAGAUACAUCUAGAGAAACCACCGCGGUCCAGGAAAGUGCUCUGGCGUGCACUGGGACUAUAUCCGACUUCUAUCACUCCUACAAUGACGAGCUACUUUCAGAGUGUUCUCUUCUUGAAGGAAUUCUCGCGAAGCAGCACAAAAUUGACCGUGUACUCAUCGAUCAACUUGCUCGUAACUCGGCCGAACGGGAUGUUCUACAGGUCGAGCUCACGAAAGCACAGGUUGAGAUCACUACUGGACAGCACGCGCUGGCUGAUGCCCAAACUUCUUUGACGGAAUGUCGUGAAGAACAACAUAUGUUGCAGCACCGAGUGGAAGAAUUCGAGAAUGUUAUACGGGACACAGCAGCAAGUCACAAACAAGCUUUACAAAAGGAACGCGAUAUUUCCCAGAAGCUGUCUGCUGCGCUUCACAUGAGUAAAACAGCCGAGGGCGCUCUCAAUGCCGAUAUCGAGCAGUUGCAGGCAGAGUUGGCAGAUUUGUCACGCUUCCAGGAGGCAUACUAUAAUCUGGUGGAUGAAACUGAAGCACUAGUGGCGAGAAACAACCUCGCAGAGGAAGAAGCCGAUAAUAUCAGCAAAUUUAAUGCUGAAAUUCUUGGCCAUAACAAUCCCGCUCAGAGGAUUUUAUACGUGGAUAGGAUUCGUCGGGAGCUCUCCGAGGUCAAGCAGAAACUACUCAUGUGCACCCGCGACCGGGAUGCCAUGUCUGCAGCGAACGAAGAUUUACAGCAUGAAGUCAUGAUGUACAAGUCCGUCGUGGUACCGGAAGACAGCAAGCCUCGGACGAAUUUAACCCGUGUUACACGACUGCCUCUCACGAGCCAGAGCAUGAACAUCGUGGUAGCGACCUCCAUCCCGCCUUGUGUUGCGUCAGAUGCAACCGUUCUGGAACACAUACCAGGAGAUAUGACGUUGGAUGAGCUGAUAUAAUAUAUACAAUAUAUGUUUGCACCAUGUAAUCUAUCUACGAUGUGUAUGUCUGUGAGACUCAUACAUGCUCGUCUCGGAACUGUCAAGCACAGUGCCGAACCCAGGUAUAAAUGAUACCGCAGAG